Molecule: messenger RNA, 2998 nt
Organism: Amyelois transitella
Lineage: Eukaryota; Metazoa; Arthropoda; Insecta; Lepidoptera; Pyralidae
Product: clavesin-1-like
Exons: 1
Coding region: 84-1082 (332 amino acids)
Cellular component (GO): membrane
Molecular function (GO): phosphatidylinositol bisphosphate binding
Source: RefSeq, a predicted model, not a curated record
GCGCAGUCGGCCCCGAGACCCAGGCGGCGCGCGCGCAACGACCGUAGGCUUGUGAAAGGUUGGAUGACUCAUCAUCACCGGCCAUGAACGAGUACGCCGAAUACGAUUGGAAGUUGCAUCAAAUGCAGAACGAGCGUCUCUGCGAAGUCACCAGGAAGCGACUCACCGAUGGCGACAGGCAACGUGCUCUAGAUGGAUUAAAAGAGGCUGUGGACUCGAGCCUAAACCUCGCAUUACGCGACAAAAGUCGGUGUCAGGACGACAACUUUUUAAGGAGGUUCCUGUACGCAAGCAAACAUGAUGUGCAACAAAGUUUUGAAUUAUUGGUACGUUAUCAUCAAAAUCGAAGAGAACAUCCCGAGUUGUGGGCACAAGCAGAUGGCGGAGUGCUGCGAGCAUUGGCAGAUGGACUUCCCGGCGUGCUAGCUGAAAGAGACCGUCGAGGUCGAUGUGUACUACUCAUGUUUGCUUCUAAUUGGAUACCACAUGCUUGUCCGCUCCUCUCAGUUUGUAGAGCUUUAAUUCUCACCCUCGAGCAUACUUUGGCCGAUGUUCAAAACCAAGCUAAUGGAUAUGUCAUCAUCGUGGAUUGGAGUGAAUUCACUUUUAAACAAUCGUGUAGUUUACAAGCUAAAGUGUUGAAGCUUCUAAUUGACUGCCUUCAAGAUUGCAUGCCGGUGCGGUUUAAAAGCAUACAUUUCAUCGGGCAACCUUGGUAUGUGGAAACGGCUCUCGCAGUAAUAAAACCGUAUCUGAAAGCGAAGACGCGAGAACGAAUAGUGCUACAUGGAAACAACCUAUCGACACUUCACGAUUCGCUGCCGCUGGACAUACUCCCUGCGGAAUUAGGGGGAGAGGGGCCCUCAUAUAAUUCCGAGCGGUGGUUACAGGAAUUCUGCCGAAGCGAAAAGAUAGUCCCCUCACCUGUCAGCUCUGUUCCUGUCGCACAUACGCCUGCAUUUGAAAAUGAUCCACCCUCAGCUAAAUUAAAUAAAACUUAUAUUCAGAAGGAUAACGCAAAUUUCUCAUUUCAUGGAAACGAGAAGAGUGCGAAGUCAGAGUUACUGCGUGAUAAAGAUUGACCUUAUCGCUUUGAUCGAUCGCGUCGUGGAUAAUGGACAGUUCUGGGUGUAAGCACAGUUUAUUGUCGUCUGUGUACGUGCUGCAGGCGUUAUUUGUGAUAUCGAGUGUAUUGUUAAUUUAUUGUCUAGAGACUGUCGGGUGCAUUGAUUUAGAAAGCAGAUGGAAUAUAUUAUUAAGUAUAUUUAUAAAUGACCAGGGAUUUGAGCGUCGGUUAGUAGAGAGUUCACAUCGUGGUCGUUUAAUUAAUGAGUCAGUCAGGUUUAUGGUGCGCGGGGACCGAGGCGGCGCAUCCCGGCGCAGGCAGCGCAUGUAACGGUGUCGAGCUCUCGUUUUGCCCGACUCCGGCGCACGCAUCCGCUGUAGAUCGCGAGCGUUCCACUCGUUUUUCACUGCAUUUUUAAAGAAUUCAAAUUAUUUAUUUAACUAACUCUUACCCUGUAAGACAAUCUCACCAUGCUAUCACUCUAUGUUAGGCGUCGUGGCUAACAAUAAUACGCUUUGUUUGUGAGGCUUGUUGCGCAUUUACUAUUAUGUUUAAGUCUAUGUUUGGAAAAUAUACGAAGCAGAGAACAAGUGAAAUAUUUAAAUAAUAAAUAUCUAUUAUAUUUUGUUAGCAAUUGUUCGGGCUGAUGAGAGUCAAUGUCAAAGAUGAAUGUGAUUGUUGGCAACUAUUGGAACAGUAUUACUGGUUAGUCGGCCUUUAUUCGGUUUAUAGCUCUCUGUAACGAUUCUUCUCCAUUAAAUAAUUAAGUUUUAAGAGCUUUAGGUAAGAUAACUAUAGUGCCCGGCACGUAAGUUGAACCAAAAUUCUAUGGACGCUGUGCAAAAGAUUGUUUAGAUAAAAAAUUACUAAGUACUGCGUCUUCAGAAAGUGUCAACAUAAUAAAAGAAUUAUUAUAAAAAAAAAUUGUCAAAUUCUUUGGUCAACAUAUGCCGGGUGCUAUACGUUAAAUUUAUUGUAAAUACCUAUGCGCUGCUGUGACGAUAAACAAUAAUUUAUCUAUCACUAAUGUUAUUAUUGAAUAAUCAUCAUAAAUUUUAACUACAUGAUGACAAUUUGUGACUGAAAUUGUUACUCUCCAUUGAUAUUAUAAUGUAAUAAAUGUAUUGACAUUUAAAACUUUGUCUUUAUAUUCAUUAAACCAUGAAAUACUAAAUUCCUGAAUUUAGGAUUACAACACUUUGAUGAUAUAUGAUGCUUGUUGAUUAGAGCUGUGACAAUCAACACUUGGACUCUAGAUAAUAAUAAUUUUAGAUAAAAUAUACGAAACCUUACAUGGCAGCUACCUUCAAUGUCAUUAUUUGCUUGUUUCGUAGACACAGUCCUUUUCUUUAACAGUAGUCAAAUGUUUGACGACAAAAAUAUAAAUAUUUUAUUCGCAAAAUGUAUCACAUUUCACCAGAAAAAAGUAUAGAGGCCAAAUGUCAUGAUUGGUUCAAGAACAAAUGAAAGAAAAUUCGUGAUUUUUCUAAUAAUAUUAAAAGUCAUAUUGAGCUGAUGAUACCAAUUUAUUUUAAAAAUUUUUUAAAUGUUACGCAGCUUACAUGCUGAACUCUACGACGUAGAUUCCCUAGGUACAUAAAUGAUGACAUAAUAUUUUAACUUAUAUUCCUAUAAAUAUUUUGUUUAUCUUUUCUCAGUAAAUUCGUAUUAUGAUUAUUUUUGUUUAAGAUUUGUACUGAAAUUUAAUUUUUCUUUGUUCAUCCAUAAAUUUGAAGGAACAAUAAAGCGAUAAAUGACACACACGCUUUGGUAACGUUUGUAGUUUAUUUUACAAUCAUGUCAGUUUAUCGCCAAUAUGUAGUUGAUGCCUCUGGUUUGUUAGUUGUUAUAAAUGUAACUAUGGCAUGGAAAUUAUUCAAGGAAAAAUAAAAAAAUAUUGUAUUUACUCCUUUUAUCCUAUAUAAAGAAGAA